AUGCAACGGGAGGCUAAAACCUUCCUUUCCAAAGCGUGGUCUGGGAGCUCUUUGACUUCUGGAGCACAAAACAUGUUUGCUGCCUUCAUCAAGCAAGAGCAAGCAUUACCUGAUGACGUGGAUUCACUGAGACAGAGGGUUGAGGACCUUCGGCGACAGCUGGGUAUGGGCUCGGCUGUCAAAGAGGAGCCGUGCGGGGAUGCAAAGCAGCCUGGGCAAAUGAAGGAGACCGGAUUGGACAAGGAGGCACCGAAGACUACCCUCCCCAGAACUACCGAGCCACGCCCGGACACAUUGCAGGCCACACAAGUGGAGGAGACCCAAGAGAAUGACAGCCAGGCACCGGAGUUUGCAGCUGCCGAACCUACCGAGCCAGCUUCGACGCAGGCAUUGCAGCCUGCACAGGAGACCCGACCGAAUGACAUCCAGGAGACCUUCGACAAUGACCUCCAGGAGACCCAACCGGAUGACAUCCAGGAACAGAAGCCUUCCAUCCCCAAGACUGCCGCUUCAUCCGUGGGGCACAGCGCAAUGGGGCAUGCCAACAGCUUUGUCGCGCACCAGGACUCCUCGCAACUGCCGCCCGAGAUCAUGUUCAAGUCGCCGAGCCGAUCCCCUUCCAGCCCACCUAAGAACAUCGAGGCGAUGAUGGAUGGUGCACCUCUCGAGUCUCUGCCAGCCCCAACGACUGCACGCGAAAAGCAACUGUACGAGAUCAUUGCUCACCUGCAAAGAACGCAGCCGGGCACACCAAGUAUGUUUGCACCCGCUUCUGUCCGGAGCAGUGAUCCAUCAGUGAAGUCGCGGCCGGAGCGGCUGGACUCUGUGACUUCCCUUGCCACAUCCCUGAGUGACGGGGUCCCCGCACCCAAGGAUUUGCCACCGAUGCGGGCCCCAGCCCCUGCUACCCCUGUGUCUGACGGCACAGGCACGGAAACGAAGGAGAGUGCUGCGCCUACCGGGCCUACCGAUGACGAGGAUGACUGUGAAAGUCCGGAAGAAAAAAAACUCUACGCAAGGAUGGAGGCAAAGAUCCGUCGAAUGUGUACCCCGAGCCCGACCACCGGAAAGACCACGGCAAGCCCACAGUUGCUGGCGGAGUGGAAAAGCAAGGGGUACACCCGUACCCAACUCAUGCAGUUGAUGAUCGAGGCCAACGGCGACAAGGCGCAGUUCCAAACGAAACUGGAGUCGUGGCGCCAGACGGAGCAGUUCAGGAAAGUCCAGACGAGGGGAGGCUGGUACUCGGAGCAGGACAUGAAGAAGCCGGUGAGCGAAGGAGGAUGUGCCUAUAGUGCGAAAAAAGUGCAGAAGGUGAAGGACUUCUGCGAGAAGCACGGCUUCGUUCGGAACAACAAGUACGAUGAGGACGAGAAGGAAUACUGGGUGGACUUCCGGACGGAGGGCAGCCGAGGGACCAACGAGAUUGAUGCUGUCCGGGAGAAGAAGAUGGCUGACACCACCGGUGCCGAAGGGUUUGUUACGGGGGCUGUGGGCGACGGGCCGCUUCCAGAACUUCCGAUUCAAGGGGGCCUUGCUCCAGGGAUCGAGAAGGAGGACCAGGGCUUGGCUAAGAUCAUGGACGAUGCCUUUCAGACCCGUAAGAACCUUGACAAACUUGUUGCGAAGCUCAAGAAAGACAAAGGCAACGCGGGGGACAUCGCCAGCAUGGAGGAGUGCAUCUCCAAACUGGGAUCGCUUUACGACGAUCUUGCCGGAAUCCAGGCCGAGGUGAAAGUGAACGGUAUGGAUGACAAGCUGAAGCAGCAGCUGGCGGAAAAGACCAAAGCCGUGAAGCGCCAGUGUGUUCUGGCGGUGUCGUGUGAGAUCAAGAACAAGUCGAUCAAGCGCAAGGAGCCGCCGCCAAGCACCGAGGAGCCCCAGUCCAAAAGGAAGCCGAAAAGCAAGACAAAACCCAGCAAGAAGUGA
This is a messenger RNA of Symbiodinium sp. CCMP2592, 1929 nucleotides long. The record is from the annotation of a GenBank genome assembly. NCBI's taxonomy places the organism in Eukaryota, Dinophyceae, Suessiales, Symbiodiniaceae.